AUGACGGUAGAAGCGGCAUUAACAAAGCUGUCAUACGUGCUCGGCAAAGAUGAAUGGGAUUUACCCACAAAGCGCAAAAUGAUGCAAAGAAAUAUACGCGGCGAAAUGACUGUUGCCAGAUUUGAAACUCUUCAGGAACUAGAAAUAAGUGAUCUUGUUUGCGUAAGCGCUCGCUUUUCUCAACACUUCUCGAAAGCCCUAUUGCAACAAGCGGAGCAGUAG
Molecule: messenger RNA, 222 nt
Organism: Gongylonema pulchrum
Lineage: Eukaryota; Metazoa; Nematoda; Chromadorea; Rhabditida; Gongylonematidae
Source: the annotation of a GenBank genome assembly